CCAGGGGGCGCUGUGGGCUUUCGCCAGCAGCGAUGGAGUCGGAGGCUGCGCGGCUGCUGGACGCGGUCGACUUCGCGGCGCGCAAGCAUCGGUACCAGCGGCGGAAAGACCCCGAGGAGACCCCCUACAUCAACCACCCGAUCGGUGUGGCUCGGAUCCUGACCCACGAGGCAGGAAUCACCGACAUCGCGGUAUUACAGGCGGCCCUGCUCCAUGACACCGUGGAGGACACGGACACCAGCCUGGAGGAGCUGGAGCAGCACUUCGGGGCCCAGGUGCGGGGUCUGGUGGAGGAGGUGACAGACGACAAGACUCUGGCGAAGGCAGAGAGGAAACGGCUGCAGGUGGAGCGCGCAGCCCACAGCAGCCCCGGGGCCAAGCUGGUGAAGCUGGCCGACAAGCUCUACAACCUGAGGGACCUGACCCGCUGCACCCCGAAGGGUUGGUCUGAGCAGCGGGUCCAGGAGUACUUCCAGUGGGCAGCGCAGGUGGUCAGGGGGCUGCAGGGAACCAACCAGCCUCUGGAAGAGGCCCUGAAGCAGCUGUUUGAGGAGCGAGGGCUGAGCCUGUGAGCCUUCCAGCCAGAGGGCCUGAGCGGCUUGAGACCAGACACUUUCCUACCCUGAAGGGCAUUCCCACUGAGCAGCCUUCCCGAAUCUAUUAUUCUCUAGGCCUCGGGCCUGGAGCUGCCUCAGGAAGUCUUUCUGGGAAAUAAAGGGUUUGCGACGGAA
Sorex araneus (European shrew) is the source of this 731-nucleotide messenger RNA. It is a transcript of the gene HDDC3, whose product is annotated as HD domain containing 3. The record is from RefSeq and is a predicted model, not a curated record. NCBI's taxonomy places the organism in Eukaryota, Metazoa, Chordata, Mammalia, Eulipotyphla, Soricidae. The transcript has 4 exons. The coding region runs from base 33 to 572 and encodes 179 amino acids. Gene Ontology annotation, molecular function: guanosine-3',5'-bis(diphosphate) 3'-diphosphatase activity.